AGCCGAGCUUUCCGUUUAUUUUCUUCUGAUUCCAAAUUCUGUUUGUGUUCGAAUCUAGCUUGCUUACUAGAUUAUAAAUGCUCGAGUUUCUCAUUGGAAAUCUUCUGCGAUAAAUAGAUAAAAUAGCUGGCGACGGAUUUAAAUAACCCCGUGUAUAGAUACAACAGUGUCUUGCAAACCACUGUCAACUUGUGAAGAUGAGUGUGGAAGCGUAUGGGCCGAGUUCUCAGACUCUAACCUUCCUGGAUACCGAGGAAACUGAGUUGCUCGGAGCUGACACUCAAGGCUCUGAAUAUGAAUUCACUGAUUUUACAUUGCCUAGUCAAACGCAAACUCAAGGCCAAACUCAGAGUCAGCUGGAUAAUCAGGUAAAUGGCCCCGACGAAGUUUUACAGAAUGGACCACUUGAUGACUCUGUUGCUAAAACAAGUCAACUUUUAGCGGAACUGAACUUUGAAGAAGAUGAGGAGGAUGCCUAUUACACCAAGGAUCUCCCGCUGCAUGCCUGCAGCUACUGCGGUAUCCAUGAUCCAGCAUGUGUUGUGUACUGCAACACGAGCAAGAAGUGGUUCUGCAAUGGGAGAGGCAACACCUCUGGAAGCCACAUUGUAAAUCACUUGGUGAGAGCCAAGUGUAAGGAGGUGACUCUCCACAAGGAUGGGCCCCUGGGAGAGACAGUGCUAGAGUGCUAUAACUGCGGCUGCCGCAACGUCUUCCUCCUCGGCUUCAUCCCAGCCAAGGCCGACUCCGUGGUCGUGCUCCUGUGCAGGCAGCCGUGUGCCAGUCAGAGCAGCCUGAAGGACAUCAACUGGGACAGCUCUCAGUGGCAGCCGCUGAUCCAGGACCGCUGCUUCCUGUCCUGGCUGGUGAAGAUCCCCUCCGAGCACGAGCAGCUCCGCGCUCGCCAGAUCGCCGCCCAGCAGAUCAACAAGCUGGAGGAGCUCUGGAAGGACAACCCCACGGCGACCCUGGAGGACCUGGAGAAGCCCGGAGUGGACGAGGAGCCGCAGCACGUGCUGCUGCGCUACGAGGACGCCUACCAGUACCAGAACAUCUUUGGGCCUUUGGUCAAGCUGGAGGCCGACUAUGACAAGAAGCUCAAAGAGUCCCAGACCCAAGACAAUAUAACUGUCAGGUGGGACCUGGGACUGAAUAAAAAGCGGAUUGCUUAUUUCUCAUUACCCAAGACGGAUUCAGGUGAUAUGCGGCUGAUGCAGGGAGAUGAGAUCUGUCUCAGGUAUAAAGGUGAUCUGGCUCCGCUGUGGAAAGGGAUCGGACACGUCAUCAAAGUACCAGACAAUUAUGGAGAUGAGAUUGCAAUUGAAUUGCGAAGCAGCGCUGGAGCACCCAUUGAGGUCACACACAACUUCCAGGUGGAUUUUGUGUGGAAGUCCACCUCCUUUGAUCGAAUGCAGAGUGCCCUGAAGACCUUUGCCGUGGACGAGACCUCCGUGUCCGGCUACAUCUACCACAAGCUCCUGGGCCACGAGGUGGAGGAUGUCAUCAUCAAGUGCCAGCUGCCCAAGCGUUUCACUGCCCAGGGCCUCCCUGACCUGAACCACUCUCAGGUGUAUGCGGUGAAGACUGUUCUCCAGCGUCCUCUGAGCCUCAUUCAGGGGCCACCUGGAACGGGCAAAACGGUCACCUCGGCAACCAUAGUGUAUCACCUGGCCAGGCAGAACAAUGGGCCUGUGCUGGUGUGUGCUCCCAGCAACAUCGCGGUGGACCAGCUGACGGAGAAGAUCCACCAUACAGGCCUGAAGGUGGUCAGGCUGUGUGCCAAGAGCAGGGAGGCCAUCGACUCACCCGUCUCCUUCUUGGCCCUGCACAACCAGAUCCGCAACAUGGACAGCAUGCCAGAGCUGCAGAAGCUGCAGCAGCUGAAGGACGAGACGGGCGAGCUGUCGUCUGCGGACGAGAAGCGCUACCGGGCACUGAAGCGCACCGCCGAGAGAGAGCUGCUCAUGAAUGCUGAUGUUAUCUGCGGCACGUGUGUCGGCGCGGGAGACCCGCGUCUGGCCAAGAUGCAGUUCCGCUCCAUCCUGAUCGACGAGAGCACGCAGGCGACAGAGCCCGAGUGCAUGGUGCCCGUGGUGCUCGGAGCCAAGCAGCUGAUACUGGUGGGCGACCACUGCCAGCUGGGCCCUGUGGUCAUGUGUAAGAAGGCGGCCAAGGCGGGGCUGUCCCAGUCCCUGUUUGAGCGGCUGGUGGUGCUGGGGAUCCGGCCCAUCCGCCUGCAGGUGCAGUACCGCAUGCACCCUGCCCUCAGUGCCUUCCCCUCCAACAUCUUCUACGAGGGCUCGCUGCAGAACGGGGUCACCGCAGGUGACCGUGUGAAGAAAGGCUUUGACUUCCAGUGGCCUCAGCCGGACAAGCCCAUGUUCUUCUACGUGACCCAGGGCCAAGAGGAGAUCGCCAGCUCCGGCACCUCCUACCUGAACAGGACCGAGGCGUCCAAUGUGGAGAAGAUCACCACACGUCUCCUGAAGGCAGGCGCCAAGCCCGAUCAGAUCGGCGUCAUCACUCCCUACGAGGGUCAGAGGUCGUACCUGGUGCAGUACAUGCAGUUUAGUGGCUCCCUCCACACCAAGCUCUACCAGGAGGUGGAGAUUGCUAGUGUGGACGCCUUCCAGGGCCGGGAGAAGGACUUCAUCAUUCUGUCCUGUGUGCGAGCUAACGAACACCAGGGCAUCGGCUUCCUGAACGACCCCCGCCGUCUGAACGUUGCUCUCACCAGAGCAAGGUAUGGCGUGAUUAUCGUGGGCAACCCCAAGGCCCUGUCCAAGCAGCCUCUGUGGAACCACCUGCUGAACUACUACAAGGAGCAGAAGGUGUUGGUGGAGGGGCCUCUCAACAACCUCCGCGAGAGCCUCAUGCAGUUCAGCAAGCCCCGCAAGCUGGUCAACACCAUCAACCCUGGAGCGCGCUUCAUGACCACGGCCAUGUACGACGCCAGAGAGGCCAUGAUCCCGGGAUCUGUGUAUGACCGCAGCAGCACAGGUCGUCCAUCCAACAUGUACUUCCAGACCCAUGAUCAGAUUGGCAUGAUUGGCGCAGGGCCCAACCACGUGGCAGCCAUGAACAUCCCCAUCCCCUUCAACCUGAUGAUGCCCCCGAUGCCCCCACCAGCCUACCUGGGCCAGGCCAACGGCCCCGCGCCUGGGCGCGGAGGUCUGAAUAAGGGCAGAGGAGGGCGCGGCGGGCGCCAGAAGACCCGUGGAGGUGCCACCCACGGGGGCGGCCCGGGCACCAUGGGCAACAGCCAGGCCAGCCAGGACGUGGCGUCCCAGCCCUUCUCCCAGGGGCCCCUGACGCAGGGCUACAUCUCCAUGAGCCAGCCCUCACAGAUGAGCCAGCCUGGCCUCUCCCAGCCAGAACUCUCACAGGACAGUUACUUGGGGGAUGAGUUCAAGUCCCAGAUCGACGUGGCGCUGUCCCAGGACUCUACCUACCAGGGAGAACGCGCAUACCAACAUGGCGGAGUUACUGGACUGUCACAGUAUUAAAAUGGUGGUGACUGGAUGAGCUCGAGGCGUAAGCUGAGCUUGGUCCAACUGCAUUUUAUUCUGGGGAAACACUAAAUAAACAGAACAUGGAGACCUGAUUUCCUCUGCCACGACGGGAGCACCACUCUGAUGGCAACAGGAACGGAACGGAGAGCAACCAAUCACAGGAAGGAGGAGGAGCACCAACCGGAGAGGAGGAGAGCGAGAGAAGGGGAACAAACAGGACUGCGGCAUGGCUGGCAGCCUGCGGAGAGAGAGAGAGAGAGAGAGAGAGAGAGAGGACGGACGGAGAGAGAGAGAGAGAGAGAGAGAGAGACGGAGAGGACCUGACGCUCGGUCUGUCCCGCGCCAAUACGUCCUCUCUGAUGAGUGCACAACUCUCACCCCCCACACACCCCCCCCCCCCCUACGCUGGGGCCCCUCUCUGGAGGAGGCGCCAGUGAGCUGGGGGGCCGGGGGGGCUCUCUGAGCAGAGAGAGGGAGGACCGAGGGAGCACACCCCCGUCCAGAGGCCGAGAGAGGCGCAGCUGCUGCACACUGACACAGUAAAGUUUGACCUUCAUCUCCGAGCUGACUGGUUGUGAGACCUGCUUCAUAUUCUGACAUGGGUGAUCAGAGUCCUGUGAGAGAGAGAGAGGGAGAAAGAAUUGGUAGAUUUGAACUCGUUACGCAGAUCCGGGCUGAUCCGAUGGCCAGCGCAGUUUCCAAAACGAGCUGUUAAAAAAAAACAAAAAAAACAGGAACAUUUAAUGGCGCAGUCUCUGCCCUGAGCUGUGGCUCCUGCGACGUGCCCAGCUUUUAAUUUUAACCAGCUUUUAGCCCUGAAUGACCACUGACGAUGGCUCAGUGAAAUCGCAGAUCUUUAGUAAGAUGAUUUUAAAGUAAAGUGUGAAAUUUGUUCCAGGCCUGAUCCUAGGUAUGGACCACGACAAGUUCACUGUCCCAAAUUAGUUUUCUUCCCAUUCUAAACCUGCGGGGAGCACGCAUCCCAAAACCACAUUCAACAACGUGACAUAAGUUCCUUCUGUAUUUGGUGUGCUUUUGAAAACAUGUCCAAGUUGUUUAUCAAUUCACUGUCAUUACGGUAUUCUGCACCAAUUUACCAUUUGUUUUUUCUGGAGUCUUGAAACUGCAUUGCUUAGAUAUGUGACCAAAACUCCACUCGGACUGUGAUCUUAAUGCUAGAUGAAAUGCCACGUUAUAGGACUUGCUGUGUUUUUGUUCUUCAUACCACUUUUUCAUUUAAUGGCAAAUGAUUUUACAGUGGUGCGAUAUAAAGUCUAAAUGUACCACAAUUAUCCUUUUAGAUCAUCAAAUCCUGUUGUAUGCUUAGUUAGAACACGUGAUUAUAAUCAGCUCUCUCCGAGGCCUUCUGUCUUCAAGGGCUGCUUGGAAAUUAGAUCAAGGCAAACUGUAUGGCCUACUGAAAUGGUUUAAAGCUUUUACUAUCUUUCCCAAGAUUUACUAAAGAGUUUUAGUUGAUCCCUUGGUAUUCCUUGCUGGGCCUUCAGUUGUAAUUUCUAAAGACCCAGAGAAACAUUUUGAAACCAGCAGAUGUAUGUCAACGUAACUUUGGAUAAUGAAAUUACAAGACUUUUGCAGCACUUUGCUGUGCUUUACCUUUGCCCUGUACCCUUCUGUCCACUGCUCUGCUUUUAGACACGUCCCUUCAAAUGGUUCCUUUGACUCCUGAGGACAAACUAGGCUUGAGGAAGAUCAGAUUGAUUUCAGUAAGCUAUAUAGUGAACUAGACACUCCCCCAGUAAACUAGCACCGCCAAGGGAGCGCAGGAGGGAACAAUGUCUUUAAAAACAUUUCAUUUAAUGACAAUCAUGCCGAUAGAAUUUACAUUUCGGUGAGAAGAUUAAACCUGUGUGUGGGAAACCAAUGCUAGAUAUGGAAGUGAUAAACAUGGCAAUUCCUAGCUCAGUAGCGACACAAUGAUGGAGACUGAAGCCAAGAACCAAAUACAAGCCAUAAUAUAACACAAAAGCCAGGAUUGCAAACAUUUGAGAUUUUAUUUUUUCUGUCCAAUCUUCCCCAGAAACUGAAAUCCCUCUUCCUGAUAUUCUCUGCUAGCUGUCCACAACCACUGCUGUGGUCUCCCAGGGGACGAGAGUAGUUUAGUUGGCCCAGCCCUGGCACCCCAUGGCCCCACAGAGUCACAGAGGGUGCCGUACACCUCACAUGUGAUGUUUUCAUGUUGGCUUUGAAGGCUGUUUUCACCCGUUGACCUUGUAAUCACAUUCCUGUGUGGUUGAUUUUAUUUGAUUUUUCCCAAUAAAGCUUAAGCGCUCAUAUCCA
Molecule: messenger RNA, 5810 nt
Organism: Alosa sapidissima (American shad)
Lineage: Eukaryota; Metazoa; Chordata; Actinopteri; Clupeiformes; Clupeidae
Product: regulator of nonsense transcripts 1-like
Exons: 24
Coding region: 198-3506 (1102 amino acids)
Biological process (GO): nuclear-transcribed mRNA catabolic process, nonsense-mediated decay
Cellular component (GO): cytoplasm
Molecular function (GO): DNA binding; RNA helicase activity; RNA binding
Source: RefSeq, a predicted model, not a curated record